GCCAGUGAAAAUUUACACGUAUCGAUGUGAAAUUCUUUUUUUUAUAAUUAUUAUAUUUGUUUUAAAAAAUCUAUCCAUUAUAAAAUAAUUUCCAAUCAAAAUAUAUAUUAUUAAUAAAAUGUUUGCUAAUCUUAAAAAUAAACUAAUUGAAGAAGUUAAAGCAUCACCAUCGAAAUUCCAACAAUUCGCCAAUGCUGCACAGGCAGCCGUUUCGUCGUCAUCGGGAACACUUCCCGGCUCCGAAUCGGUGUCAGGAAAUGAAAACUUUUUCAGUAUUACCGAAGAAGACACCCCACAAAAUUCCCCUCAUAAACCAUUAAAAUUGCCAAUGGGCAGUGCUCGGGCAAAGGGACCAAACAUAUCCCCGCAAUCGAAUAAUGGUGCCAUACCAAGAACAAGGAAACUCUCGAAUUCGUCCGUGGCAAGUGAUGUCUCAUUUCGUUUGCCUUCAUAUGAGUCUCCAGCUGUUUAUCAUCUUCAAUCGGAUCUUGAUGUUUCGGCAAGUGAAGUGGAAGAUUCUGCUUCAACAGCUCGUUUGGAUAUGAUCAAUAAGGAACAAUUGUAUGAUGCAUAUAGAAAAGCUUUGGAUAGAUAUCAGAAAUAUCGCUCGAGAUAUGCUGAUUUAGCUAAAAAGUAUAAGGAUUUGGAAACGGACAGUACCAAGGCAAGAUCUGUCCUAGUUGAGACUCAGGACAAAGCAAUUCGUCGUAUAAAUGAGCUCCGUGAACAAUGUGCAUUGGAACAGCAAGCUAAAGCUCACCUCGAAGAGGCUCUUCGUGUCGAAAUGGAUGACAUGCAAUGCAAGAUGCAGGCAUAUCAAACAAAACUAACUCUACUCGGAGAAAAUCCCGAAAACAUUAUAGCUCUAACAAAAAAUGAGCCACUUAUUCAACUCAAUAACAAUUCCACCACAAACCAAACAACCACCGAUCCAAAUAACCUCAUCAAUCUUGAUGCCGAACCAACUAUCAAUCACAGUGAAUCAGCAAAUUUGGAACAAAAACUUGCCGAACAACAAAACCAAAUCAAAGCACUCACCCAAAAGCUUGAAGAAGCCAACAAAACAAUUGAAUUGAUGAAACAACAAGAAGAAGAAAGUGCCAUUUCACUGGCACAAACUAAACAAGCCAUCUACUCUGAGCUCGAAAGCAAAGAGACACAAGUUCAACGUUUGAAAACAAAUCUCAAUGAUGUUGAUGCAAAAUAUCAAUCAACAUUGAAAGAAAACAAACAGAUUACGGGACAAGUUAAAGAAUUGGAUGAAUUGAAAGAAAAACUCAAAACAAUUACAAUGGCUAAGCAAGAAGCUGAAGCAAAAUUAAUUUCAUCAAAUCACAUACAAGGCGAAACGAAACAACAAAUUAUAGCAAAGGACAAGGUUAUUUCAAACCUCGAGGAAAAGUUACAGGAUCUCUCAAAGAAAUACGAUGACCAAAUGAAGGACUUGAGACACCAAAAUGAACAACUCAGUGAAAUGAUAAGACAAUAUCAAAAUUCUGAGAUUUCCAUUGCCGAAAUUGACAACGAACUCAAUCGCACCAAGACCGAAAACAAUGCUCUGAGAGAGACUAUUUCAGAAAACCAACGUAAAAUACAAGAAAUUCAAUCAGAACUUGAAGAAAACCGCAAAGAAUUGGACAAAAUUCAAGCAGAAAAGGAAAAUCUAAGAAUAUUAAGCGAAGAAUCAAAGCAGAAGAAUGAAGAACUCACCAAAGAAUUCGAAGAUGUUCGCCGUGAGAAAGAUGAAAACGAAAUCCGAUUGAAGCAACUUGAAUCCGAAAUAAAGAUGCUGAACGAUCAGAACUCAAAUACUGAAUCUGAAACUAUAGUAGCUCUAAAGGAAGCUCUACACAACGCCAAAUCAGAUGCGGAUACUCAAUUAAAGGCAGUGAAGGAUGAACUCACUGCAAAGGAAAAGGAACUCAAAUCAACGAGCAAUAAACUUGGAAAACUCAAAAAACAACUUGAAUCGCAAGAGUCUAAUGGACGAGAAGAAAUCGAACGCCUUCGACAAAGCAUUUCAGAAUACGAAUCCAAUCUAGCACAAAUGCAAGCAGAUCAUCAGCUACAAGAAGAAGCAAUGGAAAGAGAAAAAUCCGACCUCAAGGAACAAGUGACGAGCAUUCUGAAAGAAAUUGGAACAAUGGAAGAAGAAAUGCGCAAUGUUCGUGCAUCCCAUGCCGAAUUGGAAGCUGAAAAACGUUCUCUAGAACAGAAGUUUGAAAGUAUAACAAAAGACAAUGAUGACCAUCAGAAUAGAUGGAAGUCGGACCUCGAUGAAUCUCUAGAGAAACUAAAACUUGUUGAACAAAAGUUGCAAAACAUCGAAAGUGAAAGCUCUCAAUUGGCUGAAAAGAACUGUUUGCUAGAAGAGAACUCUAACAGAUUGGAGAAAAUUAUUGCCGAACACGAAAAACAACGCUGUGAAGCAGAAUCCGAGCUUAGUCAUCUGAAGCAGCAAUACGAAACAAGUGAAGAAAAUAUUCAAAAGUUGAAUGAAAAAAUGGCCCAGAUACUAGAUGAGAAUUCAAGGUUACACAAUGCCAAGGAAUUGAUGGAACACGAGCACAGAUCACUUCAAGAUCAGUGUGAUUCACGUGAAAAGGAGAAGCUUUGUGUAUUGGAUUCGAACAAGUGUUUGGAAGAUGAAAUGAAAGUAAUUAAGGAAGAGAUUGAAAGCUUGACCAGGGAGAAUAAUAAUCUUAGUGAGAUUUCUAACAAUUUACGAGGAGAUUUAACCGAUGCACUGGAUAAGGUGCGUGUAGAGGAGGAGAAAAAUGAAAAACUCCUCAAAGCAAAGGAACAUCUGGAAGAAGAGCUUCGAGUUGCAAAAGAAAAUGGAGAAGACAAACAGAUGGUCGAGAACUUGAAAAAGAAAAUGACAGAAUUCGAAUUGAUGUCUGAGGAAAAAAUUAAACUAGCCGAAGAUCAAAUUCGAGAACUUCAACUUAAACUAGAUGAACACACAAAAGAAUCGGAACAGAAUAACCUUUCAAACGAAGAACUCUCGGUGUUGAGAGAGAAAGUCCAUGAACUCCAACAGCAACUAGAAGAGACUAAGCAACAAAACCAGAUUCUUACUGACAAAUUAUCGUCUACUGAGUCACAAAUAAGCGUCUUGAGUGAAGAACUUAAAGCAUCUAAAGAAAAUGUUACACAACUCACUGAGACCAAUGAAAAACUUCAAAAUGAAGUCAAUAGUUUGGAGAACAACAAUCAAUCCCGUUUGGCUGAGUUGGAAACUCGCCUCCAACAGACAAGCGAUGAAAAUCAAAAUCUUCAAGAAUCCGCCCGUAAUGCAACCGACUUGGAAAAGAAGCUGCAAAAUUAUGAACAGCUUCAGCUGGAGAAUGAAUAUCUGAAUACCUUGAAAGAGCAAUUGCAAGCAGAUAUUAGGAAUCAGAGUGAAGAUGCUGCCAAUGUGGCUAUACAAAUUGCAGCCUUGAAUGAGAAAAUCAAUUCCCAGCGAUGUGAGCUUUAUGUACUUAAUGAAAACCAAGAGAAGCACAAUAGCGAGGUGGAAGCUAAGUGUAAGGAAAUCCUCAAAGCCCAAGAAGAAGUGGAGCAAUUGAAGCAAAGUCUUGAGACGGAGAAAGCCGAGGCAACAAGACAGAAUGAACAUGCAGCAUUUAUCACUGCUCAGAAUGACAAUAUUCAAAAGGAGCUUUUGGCGUGUCAACAUCAAGUGACCGAGUUGGAAAAAGAGUUGCGUGAGGUAAAAACUGCUUGUGAAGAUGUGACCGGACAGAAGUUGAAGCUCAUCGAUCAACUGGCUAGUGCAGAAGCAUUGAGUAAACAACAAAUGGAUAGUUUGCGGGUAGAACUCGAACGAAGUAGUAGCACUUUGGAGACUCUUAACAAAGAAGUCGAUGAUUUGAAUAAAGAAAUUGAAAAGGUAGACGCUCUGAAAGAUGAAAAGAAUGAACUUCUUAAAGAGAUUGAAGCACUAAAAGUAGAACUGGCAGAAAAAGUGCCAUCACAAGUUAAGAUUGAAACAGUUGCCGAAUCAACCAAAGCAUCUCAACAUGAAUCGGAAAAUUUGAGAAAAAUCAAUGAACAACUUCAAAAAGAGUUAGAAGAUCUGCAAUAUAAGUCCCGAGGAGAAAUUGCUAAUCUAACAGAAGAAAUCGAUGAUCUGUUGGCGAAUGCGAAACACAUGAGUGAAAAACUGAUCCAAUAUGAGAAAGAAGAAAAAAGUGCAAUUCAAGUAAAUACAGCAAAUGCAACUGUGCCAUCGGAAGAAGAAGGAAAUUCCGAACGUAUUCAGCAAGAAAAAGAAGAGCUAGAAUCUAAACUCAAAACUAUUAUGCACGAUGUUCAAGAUGUUUCCAAUCGAAAUCUAUUUUUGGAACAGAAAUGUGAGAAUUAUUUAAUUCUAGAACAAUCAAACGAACGAUUGAAGUCACAAAACGAGAAACUAUCACGCCAAUUGGAUGAAACACUGAUAUCCAUGCAGCAUAACGAAGGAGUGACAGCAAAUACAGAGUUUGAAUAUUUGAAGAAUAUUAUGUUUCAGUAUUUAACUGGUACAUUGAAUGGAAACAAUGAAACACUUGUUAAAGUAAUAUCUGCGGUAUUAAAGUUUACACCACAGCAAACGCAAGUUGCAAUUGAAAAAGAACAUCAGAGGAGAUCAUUGCUCGGCCAACUUAACAAACUUCUAUAGCAGGAAAACGAAUCCUAUAGCAUUUGGUAACAUAUGAGUUGUUAGUUAUUAAAACAAAAUAAAAAAUAAAAAAAAAAUGUUGACAGCUUUUGUAAAUGUUUAGGUUUAAAAAAUAAGUUUAAUUAAAAGAUAAAACAACCUGCUUAUGUAAUUGUAUAAAAUAAUAUGUAAAGAAUGUACCUUUGUUAUCAGAAAAUUAAACAUAAACUUCUUCUACAGAGUUUUUAUUGGCAAGCAAAGUAAGUUUAAACAAAACUAAUCCCAUUCAAAAAUUAUACUUUAUGUGUAUUUAUUGC
Messenger RNA from Episyrphus balteatus (marmalade hoverfly), 4962 nucleotides. It is a transcript of the gene Golgin245, whose product is annotated as myosin heavy chain, cardiac muscle isoform. The record is from RefSeq and is a predicted model, not a curated record. The coding region runs from base 119 to 4666 and encodes 1515 amino acids. Gene Ontology annotation, cellular component: Golgi apparatus. Gene Ontology annotation, biological process: Golgi vesicle transport. The transcript is spliced from 8 exons. NCBI's taxonomy places the organism in Eukaryota, Metazoa, Arthropoda, Insecta, Diptera, Syrphidae. Gene Ontology annotation, molecular function: small GTPase binding.